CCCCGCCGCCACUUCCGGCGGCGCGUGAGGCUGGAGGGAGCGAGCGGGACGGGCGCCGCGGCGGCCGGCGGAGGGGAAGGGUUGGCCGCGGCCGCCGUGCCCCUCCCCCGCCGAACAGCUUUCAGGCAGAGGACCCACGGAAAUAGAAGAGCAAAAAGAAGAUAACAAUAGCACCGAAGGCAGCGAGCUAGGAAUCAUGGAUCUGAAAUUCACUUCAUCAAGAAAAUACGUUUCCAUCAGUGUACCUUCCAAAUCUCAAACUAUGUCUCCUCAUAUCAAAUCAGUAGAUGAUGUUGUAGUUCUUGGCAUGAAUCUCAGCAAAUUUAACAAACCUACUCAGUUUUUCAUCUGUGUUUCUGGAGUUUUUAUGUUUUAUCUGAUCUAUGGAUAUUUACAGAAUAGGGCCAACUGCACUUCACAUCACUUGAAGCCAUCUGUCACUGAACACCUUUUCCUCAAACCCCACGGCACCUCCUCACCAAGAGGUUCCUCUAGCAUGCUGUGCAUCGUGGAGAGUGUCAAGAGAAUUCCUGGCAAAACCUACAUGAUAAUAGCAUUUUUAACAGUGGGAACUAUGGGUUUGUCCAAUACCUCUUUAGGAUAUCUGAAUUACCCUACUCAAGUCAUCUUCAAGUGCUGUAAACUGAUUCCAGUUAUGAUAGGCGGGGUUUUUAUACAAGGAAAACGUUAUAAUAUUGCAGAUGUGUCCGCUGCCCUGUGUAUGAGUCUUGGGUUGAUAUGGUUUACUUUAGCUGACAGCACAGUUGCGCCAAACUUCAACUUGACAGGUGUGGUCCUAAUAUCCCUUGCCCUCUGCGCAGAUGCAGUUAUAGGAAAUGUACAGGAAAAAGCUAUGAAGUUGCACAAUGGUUCUAAUUCAGAAAUGGUUUUGUAUUCCUAUUCAAUAGGGUUUGUGUAUAUUUUAUUUGGAUUAACAUGCACUAGUGGAUUAAGCCCUGCAGUAACAUUUUGCUCAAAGCAUCCAGUUCAGACUUACGGUUAUGCAUUCCUUUUCUCCCUGACUGGGUAUUUUGGCAUAUCCUUUGUUCUAGCUUUGAUUAAAAUCUUUGGUGCCCUUCUGGCUGUGACAGUAACAACAGGAAGAAAAGCAAUGACCAUUGUGCUUUCUUUUUUGUUCUUUGCAAAGCCAUUCACAUUACAGUACGUGUGGUCAGGCUUACUGGUUGUCCUUGGUAUAUUUCUUAAUGUUUACAGUAAGAAUAUGGAUAAAAUCAAACUGCCUUCACUGCAUGGUCUUUGGAAAAAAAGUGUGGAAGAAAGAAAAACAAGGACGUUGUCACAAACUGUAUAGACAGUGGUUUAUGCCUUGUCUGGACCAUGACUUACUAUUUUAUUGGAACAGUCUUCAACUGAUUCACUUUCCAAAGGAAACGUUAUUAAAACCAAAGGAGCUGAAGGCAUAUUGUCUGCUUGCAGUUUGCUACAAAUGCAAGUUUUUUUGAGCCCUCUCUUCAGAGCACUUGAAUUCGUCGUGAAGGGUGUUGCAGGCCACUGUCAGAUGGCCCUACCAGGCAAUGAAGGACAGCAGCUCCUGGCAAACUGCUGAGAAGCUGCACUCCAAGUGGGACACAGUAGAAGACUAAUUUGGGCAUUUUAAUAAUAUGGCCCAUAUGGCUGAUCUGAGAAUAGUGGUUCUUUGUUAAUUGUUUAGGCGGGGUAAUUUAAAUGUAAUACUGUAUUAACAUUUAAUGGAACCUAAUCAGCAACUGGUUGACCAAAUUGUGCUUUUAAAGGUGGAGGGUUUAGAAUAUGGUAUGUUGUCACUCUUUUUAAAUAAAAGUGUUGGGGUUUUUUUUAAUUUAUUGAUUAGAUCAUCACAGAACUUGGUAUUUAUUGUGAUAAUUGUGGUUUUUUUUUUUUAUGGAAAUCUCACAGUGUUACUCUUUUUGACUUGUGCUUGCGAGUAACAAAAAAGUGAUUGAGUUUGUGCAGUCAACACCCAUUUUACAAAGGAGGAAUGGGCUUUGAGGCCUGAACAGGGUGAGAACACAAAAUGAAAAAGUCAUGACUGAAACAGUGGUGUAAUACACACUGUUAUUUGCUUAUUCUGUGGUGAAACACAGAAUUUUUAGUGGCCUGUGGUCCUCCGUAUCAUAGUGGUGUAAAGAGACAUGGAAGUCCUCUAAAUUCAUAUCAUAAAAUCAAAGCUCUUCAAUCUUUUCAAUAUUGGAGUAAAGAAUGACAGCAUCUGCUGAUGUAUUUGGUAUAUGUAUUGUGUCAGUCUUUGUGUGGUCCUGUGAUGAACUGAAGAGGAUUAGAGUACAGAUUACAAUUUUCUUUAUUUUCUUUAUUUAACGACAGGAGGAGACAGUGUACUAGCAGUCUGUCUUUUUCAUCAUGAAUUUAGGAAGACUAAGUCCGUUUAUCUCUUUUACUUUCAUAUUGAAGUUACUUUUGAAUCACUUGCCAUCUCUUUCGUUUUAUGUAAUUAACAAUAGCACUUUAAGAACACUAAAAAAAAUACUAAUCACCUUACAGUUCAUUCUCAUGUGCUCAUGAUUUUUUUGUUGUUGUGUCCCUUAGAUGCAUCUUGGUGUGUGUUCUUUCACCUUGGACAAAAGUAAAUUGGAUCAUAAAAUUACAUAGUCGGGAAGAACAUACAAAGAAUGGAAGUACCUCACAGGAUUGCCUUCUGCCAAAAAUAGUACUUCAUUAAAGUAUUCAAAACGUGCAAAAUGUUUUUUCAGACACUUAGGAAGAAUUGCCGUUCCAGGGAGCUUGCAGUCAAACCCCAGACACAAAAUGUGCCUUAGAUUUUACUUACUGAGUUGGUAGCUAGCUUGUGCCAUAUUAUGUUAGGAAAUAGAACAUGGAAUAACGUAGCCAUCUUAGCACAAUGGGACAAGUGGCGUGGAGAACAGUGCCACGUAACGGCGCUGUUGCCAGCACUCAGUACUCUGGUGUGUCAGCAAAGCUUUUCAACCCAUAUACACCCAAUGCUGUCAAGUUAGGAGAAAUUACUGCGUGUAACAAUUUUGCUUUUUAAAUUCCCAGCUGCUGCAUGAUUGAUUGUGCCCUGGAUAAGGCAGAGAGGUGCGAGUUUGAUGGACAGAUACAUCUUGAUAGAGAAGGAUGGCCUGCCCUGUCAAUCGGUUUUCAUGUUGCAGCCAGAGCUUUAUGAUAAGAUACGAAAAAGGGUUACAAUUGCAAAUUUGAUGCAAGAGGGCAUUUGACCAAGUCAGGGGGAUUGACACAUUUCUUUCCCCAUAAUACUUAUCAACUCUUAUAUUCCCAUGAAUUCUUUUCACUAGAUGAGGUUGCUCUUUCCAGUGCGGUUACGUUACCUAUAAAGCUUAAGAGAGGGACGUUUUUUUAACCAUUGAAAAGAAAGUUAAUUAUGUUACAUUUACUGCUCUGUUCACUAUCUUGGUGGAACUUGGUAAUUAGCAUUUGAGCAUAAUUUUGAACAAUUUUUCAGUCUCAGUUUUGCCAUCUGUAAACACUAUUGCUAAACUUUACUGAAUUUCAGGAAACCAAAUUAUGUGAAAGCUCCAUACAUGCAGAAAGUCUUAGUAAAUACAAUUUGUUUGGCAUCGUAUAUAAAUAGAUGAGGUCACUCCCAAAGCUUUUGAGUGGAAAUCAAAUGUAGUAUGUAGAUUGCCAAACUGUUUAUUUAAUGCAGUUUUGUCUCUGUGUUUUCUCUUUGGAGAGUGUAGUGUUCAUGGUAAUUUACCUUUUAAUUUAUUCUCUAUUGUAUACAAGACUGAGUUAAUGAAGCACAUUAGGGGAAGUUUUGAUUUAUUUUUUAUUCAUUUUCUUACCUAUAGAAAUUAAUGUUUCGUUUUGCAGGUGUACUUUUAAAACUUAUUUUUAUACAGAAAUGAAUAUUGUAGAUUUAGUGUUAAUAGCUUAAGAGUCAGAUUUUUAUUUUCAUAGGUGUGAGUCUAGUACUUGCUGAUCGACAAUAUGUGUGUUAAAGAAAAUGCACACACGAGAGUAGUUCAUAGUUUUCCACCUGUUGUGGCAGUUUCAUACUUUCAUGGAGACAUUUAAGAAAACCUUCAUUUCAUUGAAUUGCUGUUUGUGGGUUUCUUUGGCUUUUUAAUAAGCUUUAUAGUGCAUGCAAGUAAGUGAACCUCACAAUCCUCCAAGUGUUCUUAUUACAUAAUUUUGGUUUAGGAUCCUCUGUACUGUAUAUCUAUGUUGAUUUUGUGUUAUCUGUGAAAUAUGAAUAAGGGCUUGUCCACAAAGUAA
Molecule: messenger RNA, 4215 nt
Organism: Falco peregrinus (peregrine falcon)
Lineage: Eukaryota; Metazoa; Chordata; Aves; Falconiformes; Falconidae
Gene: SLC35B3
Product: solute carrier family 35 member B3
Exons: 10
Coding region: 197-1312 (371 amino acids)
Biological process (GO): transmembrane transport
Cellular component (GO): Golgi membrane; endoplasmic reticulum membrane
Molecular function (GO): 3'-phosphoadenosine 5'-phosphosulfate transmembrane transporter activity
Source: RefSeq, a predicted model, not a curated record